ACCCUCCCUUCCUCUCAAGCCUUGCAAGUCAAUUAUCAUUUAUCAUUUUUCUCCUCUCCGUACGACGUCGUCUUAAAUACCCCCAACAACCGUCUCCUUUCUCUUUCUAGUUUUUACCCCCUUACAGUAACCCUAACUGGUAGUGUUGUUCUACACUUCUACAGUCAUUUUAACCUCUACAUACUCUUAGAACCAUAAGUGGUUCAAAUGUUAGAGACAAGUGAGGAGUUAGAAACAGUUUCUGAAGCGGUUAAUUCUAGUCAAAGCUCCAUGAGUAGCGAGAGUUGCACUAGCUUUAGCCGCUUGUCAUUCGACGUGUUAGACCUAGUACCGCAGCCUAGACCACUGUACUCACCGGAGAGCCUGGUGGUUAAGCCACACAGGUCUUCAGAGUCAUCAUGGCAGGCGAUUAGGUCUAUGGUGCUCAAGAGGACUGCUAGUGAAGGAGUUUGUGGCAUGGAUGGAAAUAGUAGUUUGAGUUUUAGAGAUUUUUGCCUCGUACGGCAGAUCGGAAGUGGUGAUAUCGGAAAAGUUUACCUAUGCAGGUUACGGAACGAAGAUGUUGAAGAGAAAAGGUGUUAUUAUGCCAUGAAAGUUGUUGACAGAGAAGUGCUCGCGUUGAAGAAGAAAACUCAAAGAGCGGCGACGGAGAGGAAGAUAUUAAACAUGCUCGAUCAUCCGUUUUUACCGUCACUGUAUGCUCAGUUUGAAGCUUCUCAUUUUUCAUGUGUUGUUAUGGAGUAUUGUUCCGGUGGUGAUUUGCAUUCUCUCCGCCAUAAACAACCCCGGAAACGGUUUUCUCUCUCCGCGGCUAGGUUUUAUGCUGCUGAGGUAUUGGUAGCUUUAGAGUAUCUACACAUGCUUGGAAUCAUUUACAGAGACUUAAAGCCUGAAAAUGUGUUGGUCAGAUCAGACGGUCAUAUCAUGCUCACUGAUUUUGACCUAUCGUUAUGCUCUGACGCAAUCCCAGCCGUUCAAUCACACUCUCUCUCAUCAUCUUCAUCACCGGAUCUACCUUCAUCUUCACCGGCGGUUCCACGUCCACCGUCCGGCCACUUUGCUUGUCUCCCAAGUCAACUCUUCAGAUCGAAGAAAAUCCAGUCGUUCUCCGCCGCGAAACGGUUGUUCGUGGCGGAGCCCGUGACUGCGAGAUCGUGUUCCUUUGUAGGAACGCACGAGUACGUGGCGCCGGAAGUUGCUUCCGGCGGGUCACACGGCAAUGCCGUUGACUGGUGGGCGCUUGGAAUUUUCAUAUACGAAAUGGUCUACGGAUGCACCCCGUUUGCGGGUGUAUCCAACGAAGCUACGCUUCGUAACAUCAUAAAAAAGCCUUUGAAGUUUCCAACCGUGUCAACGAUAUCUUCGCGCGAGACGCAAGCGCGUGACCUGAUAUCGAAAUUGCUGGAUAAGGACCCGGAGAGCCGGUUUGGGUCGAAACGUGGGGCGGCGGAUAUUAAGACCCACCCGUUUUUUAACGGGUUGAACUUUGCGCUUAUCCGGUCUGCGACACCGCCGGUGAUCCCACAGCAAAAGACGGCGUCGUCCAGACAUUUUGGUGGGACGACGACGUCGUCGUUUGACUUCUUCUGAGUAGUGAAAUUAGUCAAUUACCAAUGAGGAUAUGUAAAUAUACGUUAGGUGUAGUUCUAUUUUUGAUGAUCAAGAAGGAUUAUACACCAUCUUAAUUUGUAGGAAAAAAUUGUUUAGUUUUUAUUAUCGGAAUUAGAUGCUUACACAUCUUCCUGUGCCUGUUACAUAUUGUGUUUGCUUUAAUUUGACGUGUUAAGAAAAAACCUCGAACUAUU
This is a messenger RNA of Helianthus annuus (common sunflower), 1805 nucleotides long. RefSeq names its product protein kinase PINOID. Gene Ontology annotation, molecular function: protein serine/threonine kinase activity; ATP binding. The transcript has 2 exons. The record is from RefSeq and is a predicted model, not a curated record. Bases 208 to 1590 code for a protein of 460 amino acids. Lineage: Eukaryota; Viridiplantae; Streptophyta; Magnoliopsida; Asterales; Asteraceae. Gene Ontology annotation, cellular component: cytoplasm; nucleus; plasma membrane. Gene Ontology annotation, biological process: protein phosphorylation.